Molecule: messenger RNA, 1416 nt
Organism: Linum tenue
Lineage: Eukaryota; Viridiplantae; Streptophyta; Magnoliopsida; Malpighiales; Linaceae
Source: the annotation of a GenBank genome assembly
AAGAGAGGGAAGACCUACAAUGAAGAACAGGAGGAAUUGAGGAAGCAGUUUCUUGAUGCUGUGCAGGACCUCGAGGGUGGGGAUGACGGGGUAGGGGAAGGGGAAUUCUUGAAACUGAAGGAUAAGGGUAAUGGAGGGGAUGGUGAGGAAGAUGAGGUGUUUGAGGCCAAAUUGGGUGAGUACUUUGGCCCUCAGGAAGAGUUGGACGAGAACAAGAUGUUCUUGAUGGAGUUCUUCAAGAACAAGAUGUGGGCUGACAAGGGUACUGAUGGUAGGGGUGAGGGUUUUGAGCUUGGGGACAUUGAUGAGAUGGAUGAAGAGGAGGUAGAGAGGCAAGAACAGUUUGAAGAGAGGUUUAAUUUUAGACAUGAAGAGAACAAAGGGGAUAGGGUGAUGGGUCACUCUAGGUUUGUAGAAGGUGCUAUUAGGAAAGAGGAGAAUCCGAGGAAAGGGCAAAGGAAGAGGAAGGAGGAGAGGAUGAAGGAGGCGGAGAUUCGGCGAAAGGAGGAGUUAAAGCACUUGAAGAAUUUGAAGAAGAAGGAGAUGGAGCAGAGGCUGCAAAAGGUUAUGGAGGCUGCAGGUAUUAAAAGUGACAAUGGUGCAUUGGAUUUGGAUGAGUUGGAGGACGAUUUUGAUCCUCAGAAGUAUGAUACGAUGAUGAAGAAGGCGUUUGAUGAUGGAUAUUACGAAGCUGAAGAUGCUGAUCCUGGGUUUUGCAGUGGAGGCGACGAUGAUGGUGAUAUCGAGAAACCGGAUUUUGAUAAGGAGGAUGAGUUACUUGGACUUCCUAAAGGUUGGGAUACAGCUGAUAAUGAGGGCGACUUUGCAUCUGUUCGUGAAAGGAUUUUGAAAGAAAAGGGUAAGAGUGUCGACGAUGAUGACGAUGAACAGGAAGAAGGGGAAGAGGAAGAUGAAGGUAAAAGGAAAAAGCAAAAACGUAAGCUGUCAUUGCUGCAGAAAACCAAGCAGGAAUUGUUGGACGAGUACUACAAAUUGGAUUAUGAGGGGACAAUUGGAGACCUAAAGACGAGGUUUAAAUAUGCGAAAGUGAACCCUAACAAAUAUGGAUUGAAGACGGAGGAUAUAUUGUUGUUGGAGGACCAAGAUUUGAACCAGUACGUGUCGGUGAAAAAGCUUGCUCCUUACAGAGAGAGCGAGUGGAAGGUUCCCAGCAAUCAGAAGAACCAGUAUAAGAUGAAGGUUAAGGAGCUGAAGAAUAACCUUAACAUCCGGAAGGCUAGUAAGAAGAACAAUAACCCAAAGAUCGAUCGUGAUAACAAUGAAGAAUCAACUUCAGCCGGCCUAUCCAGGAAAGCAAAGAGAAGGCAGAACCAAGCACAUCUCAAAUUGUCACAUGGUAGGCUCUUAGCAUAUGGGAAGCUUCAGCCUAGUGCUAAAGGCAAGAAGAAAGUGUAA